Xyrauchen texanus (razorback sucker) is the source of this 1214-nucleotide messenger RNA. It is a transcript of the gene rnf113a, whose product is annotated as ring finger protein 113A. The transcript is spliced from 11 exons. The coding region runs from base 82 to 1044 and encodes 320 amino acids. Gene Ontology annotation, biological process: snoRNA splicing. Gene Ontology annotation, molecular function: metal ion binding. Gene Ontology annotation, cellular component: U2-type spliceosomal complex. The record is from RefSeq and is a predicted model, not a curated record. NCBI's taxonomy places the organism in Eukaryota, Metazoa, Chordata, Actinopteri, Cypriniformes, Catostomidae.
CGUGUCUCUGCUCUUGUAGGUGGUGGAGCAUCUCUGGGGUCCUGAUCAACAUACUCUCUAUUUUUUCAUACGGAGUUAAAGAUGGCGGAGCCCGAAGAGCCUAAAACAACCUGCAAGUUUAUUUUUAAGAAAUCAACCAAGAAAUUUUCCGCUCGGAAAAGAAAUGCUAGUGAUAGUGAUAAAGACAAAAGUAGCGACGAGGAUGGCAGUGCUGUGGUCAGAAAGAAGAAAUCUAAUAUUGCGAACCCCAUGAUUCAAAAAACAAAGAAAGUCGAAAAUGAAGCAGUCACAUCAAGUGAAAGUGAAGAGGACAAAGGGGACAAGAGUGUUACUGUGGCUUACAAGUCUACUCGGUCAGCUAAACCAGAGGGACCAGAUGAUAUGGGAGCAACUGCUGUUUAUGAGUUGGACACAGAGAGGGACAAAGAUGCUCAGGCCAUCUUUGAGCGCAGCCAGAAGAUUCAGGAGGAGCUAACUGGUAAAGAAGAUGACAAGAUUUAUCGUGGCAUCAACAACUACCACAAAUUUAUUAAACCAAAAGAUUCCACCAUGGGCAAUGCCUCCUCUGGUAUGGUUAGGAAAGGACCAAUCAGAGCGCCUGAGCACCUCAGGGCCACAGUGCGAUGGGAUUAUCAGCCUGACAUAUGUAAAGACUACAAAGAGACUGGUUUCUGUGGGUUUGGAGACAGCUGCAAGUUCCUGCAUGACCGCUCAGACUACAAGCAUGGCUGGCAGAUUGAGCGAGAGCUUGAUGAGGGAAGAUACGGGGCCAAUGAUGAGGAGAACUAUGAAGUGAGCAGCGAUGAUGAAGAUCUGCCUUUCAAGUGUUUCAUCUGUAGAGAAACUUUCAAGAACCCUAUUAUUACAAAGUGCCGGCACUAUUUCUGUGAGAGUUGUGCUCUCCAGCACUACCGCAAGUCUAAGCGCUGCUAUAUUUGUAACCAACAGACCAAUGGAGUAUUCAACCCUGCCAAAGAGCUAAUGGCUAAGAUUCAGAAACACCAAGCAGCUACUGACCAGCCUCCCUCAGAUGAGGAUGACUAGUUCUUCAGAGCUUUAUCAUAAUACUUUAGAAUUUCCUUCUGAGUUGUGUAUUUUCUAAACUUAAUAAAAAAUAAAAAUGUGGGUUUCUCUUUUGUAGAAAUGCUUUCAUGACUCCCAUGAACAUUAAUAUUUACACGGCAUGCAAUAAACUACUAUAUGUACAGUUUAAU